Molecule: messenger RNA, 830 nt
Organism: Lycium ferocissimum
Lineage: Eukaryota; Viridiplantae; Streptophyta; Magnoliopsida; Solanales; Solanaceae
Product: calcineurin B-like protein 7
Exons: 8
Coding region: 76-729 (217 amino acids)
Biological process (GO): calcium-mediated signaling
Molecular function (GO): kinase binding; calcium ion binding
Source: RefSeq, a predicted model, not a curated record
CUUUGCUUUAGAAUAUAAGAAGUUUCACCUAUAUAUAAUAAAUGUGAGAGCACAACACCACAAAAAUACUAUAAAAUGGGCUGUGCUCUAAUGAAACAAGAAAGAAUAUAUGAAGAUCAAGCUUCUCUUCAUACUUUACUGGCAGCUCAGACACACUUUUCUUUGGAAGAUGUCAAGUCUUUAACUGAACUCUUCAGAAAAUUAAGCUGUUCUAUUUGCAUUGAUGGCUUUAUUAGCAGAGAAGAAUUCCAGCUUGGAUUAUUCAGAGAUAACAGAAAGAAAUCUCUGUUUUCAGACAGGAUGUUCAAUUUGUUUGACUCCAACAAUGAUGGGCUAAUAGACUUUGGAGAAUUUAUCCGUACACUAAGCAUCUUCCAUCCUGAUGCUUCUCAAGCAGAAAAGAUUGCUGCUGCAUUUAAACUAUAUGACAUAUGGCAAACUGGUUUUAUUGGACGUGAAGAGGUAAAGGAGCUGAUUUUUGGGCUAUUAUAUGAGUCAGAAUUGAUACUCACUGAUGAUAUAGUUGAAGCUAUUAUCGACAAGACAAUUGAAGAGGCAGAUUCCAAAGGGGAUGGAAAGAUAGAUAUAGAAGAGUGGAAUAAUUUUGUAGCUCAAAAUCCAUCUUUAUUGAAGAACAUGACAAUUCCAUAUCUGAAGGAUAUCACAGCCGCAUUUCCAAGUUUUGUGCUGAAUACAGAAAAGGAUGAUGAGAUUUACAAGGAUUUCUGAGUUAUAUAUAAGUACAAUGCAGUUGCUUUGCCAAGUUGUAAAUAAACCAAUUGAGCACUGAAUUAAGAAACAAUAAGAAAUAUACCUUUGUUUAUCCAUAA